Messenger RNA from Sphaerodactylus townsendi, 2488 nucleotides. It is a transcript of the gene TM4SF19, whose product is annotated as transmembrane 4 L six family member 19. Gene Ontology annotation, cellular component: membrane. The record is from RefSeq and is a predicted model, not a curated record. The transcript is spliced from 5 exons. Lineage: Eukaryota; Metazoa; Chordata; Lepidosauria; Squamata; Sphaerodactylidae. The coding region runs from base 432 to 1058 and encodes 208 amino acids.
AUAGCAAAAAAUAGAAAGCCUCUUCUAUGAGGUUUUAGUAAAAGUCUAGUUAGAAGUAUUUGAAUAGGAAGUGGUUAUGCAUUCCUAGCCCUUUUGAGGCUGAAGGGGUACACAGCCCACAUAGGACAAAUCAAUGGUUUGGAUCUAUCGGAGUGUUUUUGCAGAUUUCCACCUGUAGGACAUAAUGUUCUCCCUUUCCCCCUCCUACUGCAGCCUGAAAUGCCCCCUUAAAAUAUAGAAUUUUGGAGGAGUUAUUAGUGGCUGGCUGCAGAGUAUGUGGGGAGGUAAGAAAGCUGAACUCUGCAGAAGAAGAUCCAAGCUAUUGUUUCUCAUGUGAGAUUAACUCAAGUCAGACUGGAUUGAAACCACAUGAAGAACACAAUAACACUUCUUCCUUUCUUCACUCAAUUUUGCAGGGCUGUCUGCUGGUGAUGUGUGUGGGGACGUGCAGUCGAAUUUUAGGCCCAUGUCUCUUUACCUUGAGUAUGCUUUCCAUCGUUGCUAACAUUUUCCUACUCUUCCCCAGCUGGGAAUGGCAAUAUCUUACAAUGGGACGCAUCACUAAAAAUGCUAUUAUAAUACCAGGAGUGUGGGGAAGUGGACUACUGGUCCUCCCUGGCGCCAUUCACAUCACAGCUGUUGGGUGGAGAUGGAACAGUGUCCGCAACUCUGGAACUUGUCAAAGUAUGUUUCUCUCCAUUGUAUUGUCAGCACUGGCUUUGCUGGGAUCAGCUGCUUGCUUUGUUUUGAGCGGUGUAGGUGUAACAGAAGGACCGCUCUGUCUCUAUAAUUCCACCUACAAUCAAAGGAAGAUUCAGCAGUGGGAUUAUCCAUUCCGCAUUAUGGACACUGCAGACCUGAGUAGCAGGGCUCAGAAUUACUUGUACGAUCCUACCCUUUGGAACUCAGUUUGCAUCGAGCCCCACAAUGUGGUAGCCUGGAAUGUUUAUUUCUUCUUCACCCUUCUAAUCAUCAGCAUGGUUGAGAUGGUCCUGGCUGCUCUUCAGAUCAUCAAUGGGUUUUUUGGAUGUAUCUGUGGCUUUUGUGACAAAAAAUAGGUUGUUCCAUAUCUGGUUCUUGUGUUGACUGUGAAGAAUAAAAUGGUGCUUCCCAGGAUGUAAUCAGCUAUCACUCAUCCUUCAAUGGAACAUAUAACAUUAUCUUCCACAGGAACCUAUAAGUCAGCCACUGACAGCUAACCGCUGCCACCAAGAUAGAUGUCACUGUGGCAUUGAGCUGUAGGCAGGAGAUGGGAUUCUUAAGUCAUGAUGAGUUGAACCCUACCAUUCUGAUCAGCUACUCAGAAUAUUCUUGUGGUAUAACAAUCCUUUCCAGAGUAAUAGGAUGCAAUUCAAUGUUUUUAAAAUUAAGUAUUCUGAUAUGUAUUUAUUUAUUUAAACACACUGAAAUUCCUCUACACACCCUUGAUUCUUGUACUAAAAUGGCAACUGUUAUUUCUUUUCUAAUCCCCAAAACUCCUGCUAGAUGACAUCAAGGUACAAAGUAUCUCUGAUACAGGAGACACUGACAGGAGGAUUUGGCAUGACGUCCAGGCUGUAUCAGGCUCUCUAAUGGGGCAUCCUACCCUUCACGUAGCCCCCUACAGUUAGAAGGUCAACUCUGGUGAGUUCAUGCUGCUUAUGGACAAGCCCAUGCUGUGGUUUUGCAAGUGGAAAGAAGAUCCCAUGCAGCUUCAGUACAUUAGUUUGAGGGAGGACCCAAGUUGCAUUCUUCAGAGCCAGGGAAGCUAGAAACACACAGAACUUUCCCAGCAAAAAAUCAAGCCUGAUGAGGGGCAACACCUCUUUCAUUCACAUGUGAGAUGCUUGAGUUAUCCUGAUAGACUCCGGAAAAGGGAAUUGUCUUCCUUAAUGGUUUUCUAUUGUCAAAGACAGGCUGAUAUGGCAGGAAAAAUAAAAAUAUGGAUGAAACAGGAUAUGGGACCAGCAUGAUCUUCUCCUCUACUGAAAGAGCCAAGCAGAAUAUCUCUUGAAUAUUUAGUUAUUUAUUCACAAAAUGAUGGAUUGUAACCUAACUGCAUUAGUGCAAAGGCAUGCCACUCAAGGCAGAUAUGUUCACUCCUGUCUUUAUAUCACCUGUACACAUGCUGAUGGUUCCUAGGCAGCAACCAAGAAAAUGUACUUGUAAAUACCCUAAUUAAGCUUUGCUCCUACCUCAAAACAUUAAUACUGAUGACCACUACUUUCCACCAAUUACAAUAUUUUCUUCACAUUUGCUGAAGUUGAAGGGCAAGUCGUUGCACUUCAUUUUUUCAGCAGUAGAUUUAAGCGCACAUGCUUUCCAAUACACUGUAAUUGUGAUAAGCAUGUGCUAUGCUUCUUCCUAUAUGAUAUUCCAAGGCAUGACAGAAAACGGUCACUCCCUCAAAUCAUUGUUUGUGUAGUUGAGGAUGGUAUGGUUGUUGAAGUCCACUGUGAAAGCAAAGAGGAUGAAUUUAAACUGUUGAACUUUCAUGUGCCAAAAUAUC